This is a messenger RNA of Sphaeramia orbicularis (orbiculate cardinalfish), 3069 nucleotides long. It is a transcript of the gene cdr2a, whose product is annotated as cerebellar degeneration-related protein 2a. The record is from RefSeq and is a predicted model, not a curated record. The transcript has 7 exons. The coding region runs from base 142 to 1527 and encodes 461 amino acids. Lineage: Eukaryota; Metazoa; Chordata; Actinopteri; Kurtiformes; Apogonidae.
CAGACUCACCGGGAGGAUGUAGGAGCUCACAUCUCCGACACAGAACGCGAAGAGCGGAUAACUGCAGGAGUAACGGAAAAAUACACACCUGCUUCUCACCUUUCCGUCAGGUGGAGUCCCCACUCGCUUCGUGGCUUUAAAAUGUUAACGGACAUGAUUUUGGAGGAAGAGUUUGACAAAGAUGGGGAGCCUUGGUACCACCCGCAGGACCUGGAACACGAUCUCCGUUUGGCAGCAGAGCUGGGGAAAACCCUCCUCGACAGGAACCAUGAUCUUGAGCAGGCUCUGCAGCAGAUGUAUUCCACCAACCAGGAGCAGUUACAGGAGAUAGAGCAUCUGUCCAAGCAAGUGGACCUGCUGCGUCAAAUGAACGACCAGCACGCCAAAGUGUAUGAACAGUUAGACAUGGCUGCCAGAGAUCUGGAGCAAGGCAACCACAAACUAGUGCAGGACAAUCGCCUGGCCCAGCAGAAGAUCCACAGUCUAACGGAGACCAUCGAAGGCCUUCAGACCCACAUGGAAGACCUGCAGACUCAGGUGGAGGAGCUGAAGACUGCCCAGGUGGAGCGCAGCAAAAGAGAACAGGCAGAGCAACGGCGGUCACUCGGAGCACAGAGUGUGUCCUGCCUCAAAGAGCUUUAUGACUUACAACAUGACAGGCAUGAUGACAGCCAUGUAGGAGGACUUUGGUCGUCUCAGGACUUUUGCUAUGACCGAGGAAGACAUGAAAACCCAGAGGAGGAGCAUACAGCUCUGCAACGCUCCAUACAGACCCUUAAGAACCAGAUCGCCUUAGAGCGGACCCACAGGGAGGCUGCAGAGCGGGAGCGUGAGCUGACAGCGACAGAGAACAGAGUCCUGGAGCAGCAGCUGGCCCGGCUGGAGGGAUGCCGGGCCCGCCAGAAGGACCUGGAAACUGAAGUGGAACAGCUGCGUCUUCUGUGGCACCGAGACCGAGCCAACAAUUUCAAAAGACCACAACAGCUGCUGUUACCUGAUACAGUAUUUUUUUCCUCUGAGGAAAAGCCUAGUCUGGAGCAAAGUGACACGGAGGAAAAAGUGGAAAACGAUGAGGAGCUGAAACGAUCCAACAGACAGAGGUGUAACAGUGACAGCGUUCUGACAAACACAGAUGAGAUUCGCCGUGGCCACGAGCAGAUGUGUAUAAGACGAGCAGAAGCAGUGAAACAGAGGGGCAUCUCCCUGCUCAAUGAGGUGGAUGCACAGUACAGCGCAUUACAGGUGAAAUAUGAUGAACUUCUGCUACGUUGUAAGCAGACGACAGACGAGCUCAGCCAUAAGGCCGUUCAGACAUCCAGCACCCCCUUGGCAAACAGCCGGACUCGCCGCCGCCUGUCCAGCUCAACUACUAUGUGUGAUUUGAUUGUGGGUUUAGAAGGUGGCCAACAGCCAGAGUACAAGGCUCUCUUCAAGGAGAUCUUCACCUGUAUCCAGAAGACCAAAGAGGACCUCAGUGAGAACAGACGUCCACUCAGGGACUGUGAUUCUCAGGUCUCCACCCAAUGAUUGUAUUUCUUACCACCUAGUGACAGGGGGUUUGCACUUGUUUAUGUCUGAACACUUUGACAGAGGCUUCGAGGUUGCUUUGUUGUAUUGAAAUUCAGUGGCUGCUGUGCAGUGCAGCCAGUCCAUUUGCGUCUUAGACGGGCUGCAAUCCUCUUAUGUCCUGUCAUAUUCAUGCACGUGUUUGUAUAAGUCAGCACUGUUCCUUUCACUCCGUCCUUGUGCAGAAUCAAGUGUUGUUAGAAUUGUAUAAUCUGUUGUAUGACUUGAAGUGAGCAUUCUCUCCAAUGACAGCAAAAACAAAUAUACUAAGAAUGACUAAUAUGUAGUUUAUUGUAGCAAGAAGGUAUUGUUGUAGUCUUAUAAGAUAGUCAGGUUAAUCUGUACUAACGGAUCCUAAGCUAAUGUCAAGCACAUUUCACUGUGUGACCUACAAAUCUACAAAUGUUAUUCCAUCUACAACAGUAUUUAUUGUUCAUAGCAGGUUAUCCAUGUUACUGCUCGAUCAUUUGGUGCUGGAAAGAGAAAAGCAUACUCUCAUUUUAGAAGUGUGUUAACAUAAGCCGGAGUUGUGUGUCUUAUGUAAACAGAAAGUUUGGAAUGUUGUAAUAGGAUGAAAAACCAUUGUUGUUUAAUAACUAAAGUCUCAGGUGUUUGGGAUAAUUAGCUUAACAGCUAGUACAUGUUGGUUUGUGCAAGUGAACAAUAGUUGGCUCACCAGUGAAGAGUCACUGGUAUAUCACCAUAGAAGUAUCAGUGGAAACAGGAAAACUGUAACAGUCUAUCCUCUGUACAGCUCAGGCUCUGAUGAGUGUCUUUAUACUAGUAGGUUACAUACAAUAAUGGCUGUGCACUUUUAUAACUGAAUCACAGUUUCUAUUUAUUUUUGAAAAAGAUUAUUUAUUUUCUCUAUUGCUUAGUAUUCAGAUGGGUCAGUUGAGAGUGACUGAGUUAAUUAUAUGUAUUGAAGUAUGGUCUAUGUUAUGGUCAAUAUUCUAUUUGACACAAAUAACUGAAAACAUAAUUACUGAGCGAUAUCAAGAAUAGAAAACGUGUUCCCUCAAGCCUCAAAUUUUCUCAUGUUCAUACUGAUUUAGGAUGAUUUCAGGUAGAAAUGUUGAACAGAAAUUAUGAUAUAUGUGAAAAUGAGAACCAUGUGGAUUAUUAUAUAUACAGGAAAUGUCUAUCAAGAAACAUGUAAAACAUUUGGCUGUGGUCAGUAAAGAGGUGAUUUUACUAACCUGCUAUUACGAACUAUAUACGGCUAGAUCUGGGCAGUCUAUAUGAUUCUUAAAUUUUGCAAAUUUCAAGUCUACAUUAAGUUAUGAAAAUGUCAUUGUAUGUUAUUAUCUGGCUUAAUGUUAAUGUGCAAAGAUGAUGCUUAAUGCUGAUGUUUAAAAUACUUGGGGCAUUUAGCAGUUUUCAGUUUUAAAGCUGUGAAGUUUGUGCUACUGCAGAAACAUCUGUGUGUAAUGAUAUGUGCUGUCAAUUGAAAUUAACAUGUUUUUGCUCGCAACUAACUAGUAAAAACAAUUCUGCAAAGAG